AUUUGUUGAAAGAAAAGAGCAAUGGACCUGAUUCCAAACUUUUCCAUGGAAACAUGGGCACUGCUGUCUACUAUCCUGGUGCUGCUCUACCUGGAGGAACUCCUCAUCUUUUGAUGUUGAACAGAGGCACUAGAAGGGCAUUUGGAAAUAUGAUAUUGAAUGUCGAAAAAAGUAUGGUGAUAUGUGGGGGCUAUAUGAGGGGAUGACCCCUGUCCUGGUCAUCACAGAGCCAGAAAUGAUCAAGACGGUGUUAGUGAAAGAAUGUUAUUCCAUCUUCACAAAUAGGCAUCCUUUUAGUCCAGUGGGAAUUAUGAAAAAGAGUGUCUUAAGAAGUGAGAAUGAAGAAUGGAAGAGAAUUUGAUCAUUGGUUUCUCCAACCUUCACCAGUGGAAAGCUGAAGGAUAUGUUUCCAAUCAUCCAAGAAUAUGGAGAUGUGCUGGUGAAAAAUAUGAGUCUGGAAGUACAGAAAGGCAAGCCCAUUACCGUGAGAGACAUUUUUGGUGCCUACAGCUUAGAUGUGAUCAUUCGUACCUCAUUUGGAGUGAAGAUGGAUUCCCUCAACAACCCUCAGGAUCCUUUUUUGAACAAUAUCAGGAAACUUUUUAUACCUAGUUUUUUGAAUCCACUCGUUUUGUCUAUGGCACUGUUUCCAUUUCUUAACCAAAUAUAUAAUAAACUAAACAUCUCCAUAUUUCCAAGUGAUGCUAUAACAUUUUUUAAAAAAUUUGUAGAGAAGACAAAAAAAAUUCGGCACGAAAAUAGCCAAGAGAACCCAGUAGACUUUCUUCAGCUGAUGUUGAACUCCCAAAAUUCUGAAAACGUGGAUGAUUCCCAUAAAGGUCUCUCUGAUUUGGAGAUUUUGGCCCAAUCAAUCACAUUUAUUUUUGCUGGCUAUGAGACCACAUGCAAUGUUCUUUCCUUUAUUAUGUAUACACUGGCUACUCACCCUGAUAUCCAGACGAAACUCCAGAAUGAAAUUGAUGCAAUUCUGCCCAGAAAGGCACCUGUCACUUAUGAUGGCCUGGUAGAGAUAGAAUAUCUGGACAUGGUAAUCAAUGAAACUCUGAGAUUAUAUCCAAUUGGUGCUAGAAUUUCUAGACUCAGUAAGAAAGAUGCUGAAAUCAAUGGUGUGUUCAUUCCUCAAAAUACAAAAGUAGAUAUACCUAUAUUUAUUCUUCACCGAGAUCCAGAAUACUGGACAGAACCUGAGAAAUUCUGCCCUGAAAGGUUCAGCAAGGAGAACAAGGACAGAAUCAAUCCUUAUGUAUACAUGCCUUUUGGAAGUGGUCCUAGAAACUGCAUUGGCAUGAGGUUUGCUCUCAUUACCAUGAAGAUUGCUGUUGUCAAAAUCUUGCAGAACUUUUCUGUGCAGCCUUGUGAGAAAACAGAGAUUCCCUUGAAAUUAAGUAAGGAUCUGCUUCUUUCUCCAGAAAAACCGAUAGUCCUGAAAGUUACAUCAAGAGAAGGGGCCAUAAAUAAUUAGGCUGAUUUUGUUUUUAAGUUCUGAUAUAUUCUUUACAUAAUGCACUGUAAAUACCUGAGAUUUUAAUUUACCUAGAAGGAAAUAUAGAUGACUAUGACUUUAAUCUACUGUACUUUGUUAGUUGAAUAUACAGAGUCUUCAAAUAUUUUUAAUUGUCUUGAUAGAAUCUUGAUUAUUAAGUGUGAAAGGAAAAUUAUUGCUCAGUAAUGUAUACGUUCUCUCAUAUCAAAAGUUGUCCAUUUUUCCAGAGAUUGCACAAUGUUUCAUUUCUAUACUGAUUAAAGUUUUCUUAUCAAUAUUGUCAA
This is a messenger RNA of Grammomys surdaster, 1788 nucleotides long. RefSeq names its product cytochrome P450 3A25-like. Gene Ontology annotation, molecular function: testosterone 6-beta-hydroxylase activity; oxidoreductase activity, acting on paired donors, with incorporation or reduction of molecular oxygen; heme binding. Gene Ontology annotation, biological process: oxidative demethylation; steroid metabolic process. The coding region runs from base 404 to 1483 and encodes 359 amino acids. The record is from RefSeq and is a predicted model, not a curated record. The transcript has 13 exons. Lineage: Eukaryota; Metazoa; Chordata; Mammalia; Rodentia; Muridae.